Molecule: messenger RNA, 4843 nt
Organism: Pseudophryne corroboree (corroboree frog)
Lineage: Eukaryota; Metazoa; Chordata; Amphibia; Anura; Myobatrachidae
Gene: OGDH
Product: oxoglutarate dehydrogenase
Exons: 24
Coding region: 286-3351 (1021 amino acids)
Biological process (GO): tricarboxylic acid cycle
Cellular component (GO): oxoglutarate dehydrogenase complex; mitochondrion
Molecular function (GO): thiamine pyrophosphate binding; oxoglutarate dehydrogenase (succinyl-transferring) activity
Source: RefSeq, a predicted model, not a curated record
CUGUGGCCGCGCCCUCCAUCCUUCCCUGCCAGUCGUCGGGCGGGAGCCGGACGGAGCGGACGGCUGUGGCUGCAUUCUGCAAGCCAAGGGGAAGUUAUGCUACUUUCAGUCAGACAUAGAAGCACAGAUGCGUGAGAUUCAAGGAGCGGAUUGUAGUAACAGCUACUACCAGCCAAUCGGAAUCGUCGUUGUGAGGACCAAUCAGCUGUCAUUUAUGAGCAGGUGCAAGGUCAUGUUCAAAGUUGGGAAAGGUUCUGGUAAUCGGUCUCUCACAAAGACACAGACAUGUUUAACUUAAGGACUUGUGCUGCUAAACUUAGGCCUUUGACGGCCUCUCAGACUGUUCGCUCACUAAAACACAGUCGGCCUGCGGCCCCAAGGACGUUUCAGCCAGUCAGGUGCCUCAGUACACCUGCGGCCGCAGAGCCUUUCCUCAGUGGGACUAGUUCUAAUUAUGUGGAAGAAAUGUACUAUGCAUGGCUGGAAAACCCCAAGAGUGUCCACAAGUCAUGGGACAUCUUCUUCCGAAACGCCAAUGCAGGAGCAGCACCUGGAACAGCUUACCAGAGCCCCCCGCCCCUCAGUAGCAGCCUGUCUGCAUUCACACAGGCACAGUCUUUAGUUCAGGGUCAGCCAAAUAUAGGCAAGCUAGUGGGAGAUCAUCUUGCUGUGCAGUCCCUCAUCCGGGCUUACCAGAUCCGUGGGCACCAUGUUGCCCAGCUUGACCCACUUGGCAUUCUGGAUGCAGAUCUGGAUUCCUGUGUGCCAGCUGACAUUGUCACAUCCUCAGACAAACUCGGGUUUUACGGGCUGGAGGAAUCUGACCUGGACAAAGUCUUCCAUCUGCCAACCACUACAUUCAUUGGAGGGAAUGAGACAGCACUUCCCCUUCGAGAGAUCAUUAGGAGACUAGAGACCUCUUACUGCCAGCACAUUGGAGUGGAGUUCAUGUUUAUCAAUGACCUGGAGCAAUGUCAGUGGAUCCGGCACAAGUUUGAGAGCCCAGGGAUCAUGCAGUUCACCAAUGAGGAAAAACGCACUCUGCUCGCCAGGCUGGUUAGGUCAACAAGAUUUGAAGAGUUCCUCCACCGUAAGUGGUCUUCUGAGAAGCGUUUUGGAUUAGAAGGCUGUGACGUCCUAAUACCGGCCCUGAAAACCAUCAUUGAUAAAUCCAGUGAGAGUGGUGUGGAUUAUGUAAUCAUGGGGAUGCCACACAGAGGUCGUCUUAAUGUCUUGGCCAACGUGAUCAGGAAAGAGUUGGAGCAGAUUUUUUGUCAGUUUGACUCCAAGCUGGAAGCUGCAGAUGAGGGAUCUGGUGACGUCAAGUACCACCUGGGAAUGUACCACAGAAGGAUAAACAGGGUAUCCGACAGAAAUAUCACCUUGUCUCUGGUUGCCAACCCAUCCCAUCUUGAGGCUUGCGACCCUGUCGUCCAAGGCAAAACCAAAGCAGAGCAGUUCUAUGGUGGUGAUACGGAGGGUAAAAAGGUAAUGUCUGUCCUUAUACACGGAGAUGCUGCAUUCGCUGGACAAGGGAUUGUGUAUGAGACCUUCCACUUGAGUGAUCUUCCGUCUUACACUACACAUGGCACCGUGCAUGUGGUGGCCAACAACCAGAUUGGUUUUACCACAGACCCCCGAAUGGCACGCUCCUCUCCUUACCCGACAGAUGUGGCCAGGGUUGUCAAUGCGCCAAUCUUCCACGUCAACGCUGAUGACCCUGAGGCUGUCAUGUAUGUUUGUAAUGUGGCUGCGGAAUGGAGGAGCACGUUUCACAAGGACGUGGUGGUGGACCUGGUGUGCUACCGCCGGAAUGGACACAAUGAGAUGGAUGAACCCAUGUUUACACAGCCUCUGAUGUACAAGCAGAUCCGCAAACAGAAGCCAGUACUGCAGAAAUAUGCAGAGACUCUGGUGUCGCAGGGAGUGGUCAACCAGCUUGAGUAUGAGGAGGAGAUAGCGAAGUAUGACAAGAUAUGCGAGGAGGCUCUCGCACGCUCCAAGGAUGAGAAAAUCCUUCACAUUAAGCAUUGGCUGGACUCCCCAUGGCCUGGUUUCUUCACUCUGGAUGGGCAGCCUCGAAGCAUGUCCUGUCCCUCCACAGGGCUCAGCGAGGAUGAGUUGACACACAUCGGGAGCGUGGCCAGCUCCGUCCCUGUAGAGGACUUUACUAUUCAUGGAGGACUUAGCCGCAUACUGAAAGCGCGAGGGGAGAUGGUGAAGAACAGGACCGUUGAUUGGGCCCUGGCUGAGUAUAUGGCAUUUGGCUCACUCCUGAAGGAAGGCAUCCACAUUCGUCUGAGCGGGCAGGACGUAGAGAGGGGUACUUUCAGCCAUCGUCAUCACGUCUUACAUGACCAAAAUGUAGACAAGAGAACAUGUAUUCCUAUGAACCAUCUGUGGCCCAACCAAGCUCCAUACACCGUCUGCAACAGUUCGCUGUCAGAGUAUGGCGUACUGGGUUUUGAGCUUGGGUUUGCUAUGGCCAGUCCAAACGCACUGGUUCUUUGGGAAGCCCAGUUUGGAGAUUUCCACAACACAGCUCAAUGUAUCAUCGACCAGUUCAUUUCCCCCGGCCAGGCUAAGUGGGUACGACAGAAUGGAAUCGUCUUGCUACUACCCCAUGGCAUGGAGGGCAUGGGUCCUGAACAUUCCUCUGCUAGACCUGAACGCUUCCUGCAGAUGUGCAAUGAUGACCCUGAUGUGUGCCCUAAAAUGUCUGAGGACUUUGCUGUCCGCCAGCUGUAUGACUGUAACUGGAUUGUUGUGAAUUGCUCCACUCCAGCCAACUACUUCCAUGUUCUCCGCAGACAGAUCCUGCUUCCUUUCCGUAAACCGCUGAUCAUCUUCACUCCAAAGUCCCUUCUGCGUCACCCUGAAGCCAGAUCAAGUUUUGAUGACAUGCUGGCAGGCACUCACUUUGAGAGAGUAAUCCCAGACGCUGGACUGGCCUCCCAGAAUCCUGCUGGGGUUAAGCGCAUCCUCUUCUGCACAGGGAAAGUGUACUAUGACCUGACCAAAGAGCGCAGCAUCCGAGGAAUGGAAUCCGAGGUGAUCAUCACCCGUGUGGAGCAGCUGUCUCCAUUCCCCUUUGACCUUUUGGAGCAGGAGGUCAAUAAGUAUCCUAAUGCCGAUGUUGUUUGGUGCCAAGAGGAACACAAAAACCAGGGUUACUAUGACUACGUGAAACCAAGAUUACGUACCACAAUACAGCGCACUAAACCUGUCUGGUAUGCUGGCCGUGACCCUGCAGCUGCUCCAGCCACUGGCAACAAGAAAACCCACAUGACAGAACUGAAGCGACUCUUGGACAACGCGUUCGGUCUGGAUUCGUACAAGGGCUUCUUUUAGUCCGGCCUCGGUGUCUUCCCUCCAUCUGCACUCCCCACUUUCCAUCCAUGUACACUUACAGAGGACACCCCUCUCCGUGUCAUCUGGCCACCCACAUGAUUACAGCAGCUUUUUGCUGCUGGAAAACUGCCCACCAUUAAAUCGCAUUAAUAGGGCAAAAUGAAGCAGUUUUGUUUCGUUUAUUAAUAAAAUAAAAGAGAGAGAGAUAAUCAAAGUACACCUAAGGGAUAUAUGUAUAUAAAUAUGACCUGUUCUGGGGCUCUGGUUUUAUUCCUUAAAUAAUGAGAACCAUGAAAUGAUUGGCGUAAAACCCCUUCAUUGCUGGCGGCUCCUAACGCAUUUGCUACGAGGAAGAAUCUAGAUCCCGGCUGCAGGUUGGCGGUCAGGUUGCGCAUGGCUAAGUUUUAUACAAGUAAAGAGCUUUUAUUUCACCUUUCUGUAGUAAACACAGAGUGCUCUGGGCUCAAAAGAGCAAUGUGAUCAUGUGUUUUUCCAUAUCUGGUAACUUGUGGCUUUCCGGCUGUUAUUGGGCUACUGUAGCCAGGCAACAAUAGGUCACCUAACUGUGAUCUGUAUAUUAAUUGGUAGAUAACCUCCCCAGCACCUGCACUGUUAACAGGUCUCCUCAGAAUGAGCUCAAAGAUUGUCAGGGCAAACUAGGACUUAUAGUGCCACAUACUGUACGUGCGGGGAACUACUGGUUGUUUAACUCUGUUCUAUAAAUUAAAUGAAAAGUAUGGUGCAUUCUGUUUAUGGAGGAAUUCAGAUGACUGCAUUAUAUUGAACCACUUUUUGGCAUCCAAAUAAUUAUAUAGCUCCCUCAGCCGUAUUUUCUAGAGAGCACUGUAGAUCACUUAUAAACUGACAGAGAGCAAUCACACAGCUUUGUUGGGCACAGCAAUAAUGUAACAACUAGUAAUUUUACUUAUUUUAUUAUUUUUACUUUGGUACACACAACGGGGAAAAGUUUUAUCUGCACAACGGGGAAAAGUUUUAUCUGCCGCCUUAUUCACAGUGCAAGCCACUUAGUAACCAUUUUCAACAAUAAUUUGCCUUUCAUCCUAUAUGCAACUCGUGCAGUUAAAGAUCGUUUUUAUGGUAAACCACUAUUUCCGAUCCUAUUUCUUAUCCACAACCAUGCUAAUAUUGAAGCUUCUGAAUGCACAAGCAAGGGAUUCACAUGUUAGUUGCUCAUCCAUAAACAUUCAAACAUGGCCGCUUUACCCAGCAUCCUUUGCUAUCUGUAUAAGAUUACCUAUUUUCUGCCACCUUCUGGUAGCAUAAAUGUUCAUUAGGUUGAAUUGAAGUCAGCUGACCCAUUCUAAAUGCAUGUGCUAAAUUCGGACCCCCAUGCAGGAGCGGGAGGCAAUGAAAAGAGUUUUUCCUUGAAACAAAAGGGGCAAAACAAAUCUAUAUAAUAAAGAGGCCACUGACCUAAAUCAAUCUUAUUUAUUUUGUUAAAAUAAAUAAAAAAAAUAUAUAUACAUAAAAA